GGAAGAGUGAUGAUGUAAUCGUAUAUGACAAGUGCGGUAACUGCGAUGAGCACAUACGUGCUGAUCGUCUGGGACCCGAUGAGCGACGCGUUUACCUCGAUAGGCAUCAUCGUAGUGUUUUGGGUGGUCCAGAGUCUGCCGGGAGAACGAUAUGUUAUAUGAACUGAAGAAUAAAGGCUUCCCCUCUGGCGCCUCACGAAGGGAACAGGCCUCGAGCCAGAUCGCCGACCCUAUCUACCCUUGGUGUCCAUACAGAGUGUUACUCCAAGAUUCGAUGCACUACUGCGGCAAGAGCUUUGCGUGGGAGUUUCUGGAAAUCCAGGUUCGGGGUGAUCGUGCAGGACCGCCUUGUUCCUCAUUGGGCGGAAUCGUCCUGCGUACCUGCCCGUGACGGCGAUAGCCAUAUGGCUUGUGAGUACGGUUGGUGCAUACCCGGACGAGGGCAGGUCAUGACAACCCUUUUAUGGGGCUCUGCGUCCCAAUGACCCUUUCUGUGGGCUGCAGGUCACAAGAAGAGGUCGGGCUUGGCGGGGGAGAGGUUUUAGCUGUGCUGGCAUGUCUUUAUGCCACUUACAUCGUGGCGCUGCACGCUUACGGUAUGUGCACUGAGACGUAUUUAGCUCACAACGGCCCAAUGCACUGUGCAACCUACGAGCGAACUAGAGGCUCCACGCUGGUAGCCAGUAGAUUACUUGGCUUUGCCGAUGUGGCGCGAUGUAAGGCUGUUGGUGCCUGACACUCGGCAUUUUUUGUAGCUGUGCGUCAGGGGAUCUCCAGGCAAGAAUGGCCCGUGCUCGACAGUACGACAAGGAACGGCGAGAGUGUGACAAAUGGAAGCUCGCACUUGGCCGAAACUCUGGUCUAGUUGUAAAUCGUACCCGUAACACAAGGGUUCAGUGCCUUCAUGAUUGCCAAAAUGAUGCUGUGCAGGGAUGCAGGCACCACAGGAGCGUAUCCGCACCACCGAGGGAGGCCGAAGAAAAAGCUCUCGGGUCC
Molecule: messenger RNA, 996 nt
Organism: Phanerochaete carnosa HHB-10118-sp
Lineage: Eukaryota; Fungi; Basidiomycota; Agaricomycetes; Polyporales; Phanerochaetaceae
Exons: 7
Coding region: 482-736 (84 amino acids)
Source: RefSeq, a predicted model, not a curated record